UUCUUAUAGUUUCCAAUAUCCGAAAACUCGGGACAAGUGUCGAGAACUCUAAAACAUGGGUUUCUGGAUAUUGUUUGAGGUAGCUAGCAUGCCAAUCUUGCAAGUUCUUUUGAUCAGUUUGUUGGGUGCUUUCUUGGCAACUGAUUACUGCAAACUACUCCCAGCAGACACAAGGCGAUCCUUGAAUAGGCUCGUGUUCGUCGUGUUUACGCCCUCGCUCAUAUUUGCAAGUCUUGCCAGGACCGUCACUUUUCAAGACAUUAUUUCAUGGUGGUUUAUGCCUGUAAACAUUGGGCUCACCUUUCUAGUGGGAGGGAUUCUUGGGUGGAUCAUGGUUAAGAUAUUGAAACCGAAACCAUAUCUGGAGGGUCUUAUCAUUGCUAUGUGUUCAUCUGGGAACUUGGGGAAUCUUGUUCUCGUAGUUGUCCCUGCAAUCUGUAACGAGGAUGAAAGCCCUUUUGGGGAUACUAACGUGUGCCGAACGAUUGGACUUUCUUAUGCAUCUUUCUCCAUGGCGCUCGGUGGUUUCUACAUUUGGACCAUCAGUUUCCAGUUGAUAAAAUCAUCAUCUUUGAAAUUGAGAGUACAUGAAGCUGUCGAGGAAUUUGCUUCGAAACAAGCCAACAAUAACUUGGAUGUCACACCCGAAACUCAUCUUCUAAAAGGAGAAAGUGAAGAGCAAGGGGCCAUAGUAGUGAAUGUACCCCAAGACAAUAGCAUAAAGCCGAAAGGGAAUGCAUCGUUGUGGAUUAAAGCUGCAGGAUUUCUUCAUACUAUUUUGGAAGAGCUCAUGGCACCGCCAACUCUUGGUGCUAUUUUGGGGUUCAUUUUCGGAACGAUAGUCUGGCUGAGGAACCUCAUAAUUGGUCCCGGCGCUCCACUACGGGUAAUCCAAGACUCGGUUAAACUGCUAGGGGACGCAACGAUUCCCUGUAUCACGCUCAUUCUAGGAGCCAACUUGAUACAAGGUCUGCGAUCGUCGACAAUCAAGCCAAUGGUUAUCGUGGGGGUGGUGUGUGUUCGAUUCAUUAUACUACCGGUUGUCGGCAUUUAUGUUGUUAAAGCAGCCGGGAGCCUUGGGUUCCUACCGUCCUACCCUCUCUUCCGCUUCGUGCUCAUGGUUCAGUUCACUCUGCCACCAGCCAUGAACAUCGGUACGAUGACACAGCUCUUUAAUGUGGGUCAAGACGAGUGUUCGGUCCUCUUUCUGUGGACAUACUUGGCUUGUGCUGUAGCACUCACGUCUUGGUCAACUCUCUACAUGUGGAUCUUGAGCUGAUGAAGAAGAGACUACACUCAUUUAUUCAAAUCAUAUAGUUGAAACACUUAUUCUUUUACAUACAUAUACAUAUAUAUGGGCUAGUGAAGUGAGAGAUGACAGACAAGUAAAGCGAAGAAAGAAGCGCUGUUUUUGUACUUGUUGUGGCUUUGCAGGUAGAAUUAAUGUAAAAGCUCCAGCAGAUUGAUAUUCGUUUCAAUGUCAUCAAAUAGAAGAAAGGAAUUGUGCUGUAAUCAGAACUUAGUCUGUAACCAUGAA
Messenger RNA from Hibiscus syriacus, 1537 nucleotides. RefSeq names its product protein PIN-LIKES 5-like. The coding region runs from base 56 to 1279 and encodes 407 amino acids. The transcript has 8 exons. Lineage: Eukaryota; Viridiplantae; Streptophyta; Magnoliopsida; Malvales; Malvaceae. Gene Ontology annotation, cellular component: membrane. Gene Ontology annotation, biological process: endoplasmic reticulum to cytosol auxin transport. The record is from RefSeq and is a predicted model, not a curated record.